Frieseomelitta varia is the source of this 1207-nucleotide messenger RNA. RefSeq lists its product as uncharacterized. Bases 34 to 1107 code for a protein of 357 amino acids. Gene Ontology annotation, biological process: protein peptidyl-prolyl isomerization. NCBI's taxonomy places the organism in Eukaryota, Metazoa, Arthropoda, Insecta, Hymenoptera, Apidae. The record is from RefSeq and is a predicted model, not a curated record. The transcript has 7 exons. Gene Ontology annotation, molecular function: peptidyl-prolyl cis-trans isomerase activity.
UAUUUCUUAAAUCUUUGCUCUGGGUAUGAUGAGAUGCAAAAAUGUUACAAAAAUGCUUAUUAUAUAAACACACAUUUACAUCGUAUAGUAAAAAAUGGAUGGAUCCAGUGUGGAGGAUUUGAAUCAUCUGAAUUGGAUAAAAAUGCUGGUGAUGUUAAAAUAUCUGAUGAGUCUUAUUGUGUUCCUCACGAUCGUCGAGGAGUUCUUUCACUGAUAAAUGAUGGGAAACAUUAUAAUAAAUCACAAUUUAUCAUAUGUUUAAAACCAAAUCCUUGGAUGAACCAUUUUUAUGUUGCUUUUGGACAACUCAUUGAUGGUACUAAAACUUUAAAAAUGUUAGAAGAUAUUUCAACAUAUUAUGAACAUCCUAUUAAAGAAAUAGUAAUUUCACAAUGUGGAGAAUAUAUUUUUGGUGAUGAAAUUAAGAUGGAGACAGAAUCAAAAAUCUUCCUUGUUAAUAGACAUCAACCAUCAGCAAGUAUAGAAGGAGAUGUAGCAUUUACUGACACUGCAUUUGAUUUUUAUUUUAUUACAUCAUGGUUAGAUAAUAUUGUGGAUAGAUUGGAUGUUCGUGAUACUGUAUCACUUUUGAUGGUUGAACGAUAUUUAAGUGGUUUUUAUUGUCUUUCAAGUGACUAUGAACCAGGAAUGGAUAUGCGUGUGCAUGAAAAAAUUCAUCUAGUUGGUAUGGAAAAGUAUGAUACGACGACUACUAAGCUUCACGAUUUAUUAUUGAAUUUUCAACCAGAUAUAAUGACUGAACGAGAAAAACUAACAUUUAUUUCAGAGAUUUCUAAAAUUAUUUUAGCUUACAUUUUUCAUCAUGAACAUAAUGAAUUUUGCUUGCAACAUGUUUCAAUGAAUACUCACGCAAUAAUACAUAAAAUAUUAGAAAUUGCGCAUGAAAUAGUGUUAAAAUCUAUUAAAAAAGCUACAAAAGAGUCUAUCAUCUCUCUGAAAUGUGGAAGUUCACAAAUAGAAAAAAUAUUUGAACUAAAACAUGUUAAUAAUAUAUUAGUCUCAGAAGAGUGUAUGUCGCUAUUGGAAGAAAUAUUGAAUAAAGCUAUACUGUGUCUAAUAAAAUGUUUUAAAAUGCAAGAUGAAUAAAAACGUAACAAAAACUAUAAUUUUAAUACACAAAAAUAUUUUACUUUUUAUUUUUUAAUGAAAAUUUAUACGUGCACAAUUUUUUAUAUAUCAUACAAGU